Canariomyces notabilis is the source of this 1334-nucleotide messenger RNA. RefSeq names its product UPF0005-domain-containing protein. Bases 126 to 959 code for a protein of 277 amino acids. The transcript is spliced from 4 exons. NCBI's taxonomy places the organism in Eukaryota, Fungi, Ascomycota, Sordariomycetes, Sordariales, Chaetomiaceae. The record is from RefSeq and is a predicted model, not a curated record.
UACAAUCCCCACCUUCGCCGGGAGCCGGCGUCAUCAUCUAGAAUCUUACAUGGCCAUCUGCAUUCAACGCCAAAGUGGUUUGUGCAGCUAUACUGCGAAAUUGCUUGCACCAGAACACCCUAGCCAUGUCAACAGCCAAGUACACACCGGCUCCGCAGGAGGACCCGGAUGCGCACCUCAAUUACACACAGCCGCCCCCGUCGUACCAGGCAGAGAGCAGCUCUGCUCAAGAUCAAGAUCGCUUGUUUGGUGCGCCGCGCAGCAGCGAGGACAACAUUCCCGAUGAUUUCAAGUUUGGCGGUUCUGUCGCCGAAGCGACCGUCGAAAUUCGGAACCAAUUCAUCCGCAAGGUCUACACCAUCCUGACGGUGCAGCUCGUCGCCACCGGCGUAGUGAGCGGCGUCAGCUUCUGGAGCGACAGCUAUAGGGCAUGGAUCCAGACACAUCCCGCUAUGCUGUACCUUUCGCUCUUUGGUGCCAUGGGUUUCAUGCUCCUCACGUACUGGAAGCGCCACUCAUACCCGACCAACCUACUCUUCCUUUCGGGCUUCACGCUGCUAGAGGCCUACACCAUCAGCGUGGUCGUAUCCUUCUUCCAGACGUCGGUCGUGCUUAACGCGGUCGUGCUCACUGCCGGCAUCUUCGUCUUCCUGACGGUGUUCGCAUGCCAGACAAAGUACGACUUUACGAGCUGGAUGCCCUACCUGUUCGGCGCGCUGUGGGGACUGCUGCUCUUCGGCUUUAUCGCCAUCUUCCUCCCGUACUCGAGCACCACCGAGCUUGUCUACGGCCUGCUUACCGCGCUCAUCUUCAGCGGCUACAUCCUCGUCGACACCCAGCUGGUUCUGCGCAAGCACCACGUCGAAGAAGAGAUUGCUGCCGCCAUCAGCCUGUAUCUUGACAUCAUCAAUUUGUUCCUGGCCAUUCUGCGCAUUCUCAACAGCCAGCAGAAUAAUUAGGUGGAGUGGGAAGGGGAGCAGGAGAACGAUAAGGCCUGGGGUGUACGUUGUUUCUUUAUGGAAAUAGGUCUUGUAUGGUCUCCUGACGGAGGAAUUUUGCAAUUGAGCAUGAGCACGGUUUCCGUUUUACAGUCUUACUGUUCUCAUCAAGGACUUUACCGCGAGAGCAGGCUGGAAGCUCUUGUUCCUGAAUUAUCCGCAGUUGCUCAAGUCCGAGUGUUUCGUAGUUCGUUUUGUUUUGGGAGGCAUGUUGGGAUUUGUGCUGUAGGCUACAACGGCAAUUACUUCAACUCAUCGGGUCAGCUAAUGCACGCAGGCAGCUUAGCCUUAUCAGAAAGCAAUACAGUCUACGUUUCACCAUAAAGCCUGCGGGUA